This is a messenger RNA of Naegleria gruberi, 1282 nucleotides long. Its product is annotated as branched-chain amino acid aminotransferase family protein. Bases 1 to 1269 code for a protein of 422 amino acids. Gene Ontology annotation, molecular function: branched-chain-amino-acid:2-oxoglutarate transaminase activity. The record is from RefSeq and is a predicted model, not a curated record. Gene Ontology annotation, biological process: branched-chain amino acid metabolic process. The transcript has 2 exons. NCBI's taxonomy places the organism in Eukaryota, Heterolobosea, Eutetramitea, Acrasida, Naegleriidae.
AUGCUCAAAAAAUCGAUUACUUCCACUUGUAAUAGAGUUAACCAACAACGAAUUUUGUUCAACUGUUCUAGGUCAUUCCAUAAGACACAAGUUGAUGAAUUGAAGGACGAUAAAUGUUCGAUUAGAAAGGGUCCAUAUGGUGAUUUUCUUCAUACAUCAUUGACUAUUGAAAAAACAACAAAUCCACUUACAAAACCUGCCUGGGAAGGUCUUGUCUUUGGUAAACAAUUUACAGAUCAUAUGCUUGAAGUUGAUUGGAAUUCAGAAAAGGGUUGGAGUAAUCCAAAGAUUGUUCCAUAUCAUGAUUUAACUCUUCCACCAUCUUGUUCAUCUCUGCACUAUGCUAUUCAAUGCUUUGAAGGUUUGAAGGCUUACAAGAAUGGAGAAGACGUCUUUUUGUUCAGACCAGAAAUGAAUUCAAACAGACUCAAUAGAUCUUGUGCAAGAUUGGGUUUACCAAAUUUCCAAGGAGAAGAAUUCAUAAAAUGCAUGGCUGAGUUGGUCAAGGUUGAAAAGGAUUGGGUUCCAGCUAAGAAGGGUUACUCUCUCUACAUUCGUCCAACAGUGAUUAGUACUGAACGUACUUUGGGAGUCUUGCCACCAAAUAAUGCUAAAUUAUUUGUGAUUUGUUCUCCAGUUGGUCCAUAUUUCAAGUCUGGUUUUGCUCCAGUCAAAUUACUUGCUGAUCCAAAAUAUGUGAGAGCUUUCCCAGGUGGUACUGGUAAUGCUAAAGUUGGUGCUAAUUAUGGUCCUACAAUCAUGCCACAAUUAGAAGCCAUUGAAAAGGGAUACAGUCAAGUACUCUGGCUUUUCGGAGCUGACCAUCAAAUUACUGAAGUUGGUACAAUGAACAUUUUCUUCUAUAGAAUUGCAGAUAAUGGUGAAAAGGAAUUGAUUACACCACCAUUGGGAGAAGUCAUUUUACCAGGUGUCACACGUUCAUCUGUCCUUCAUAUUGUUAAGAAUGAAUUCAAACAACCUGCUAGAGAAGUUACUUAUACUAUGGAAGAUUUUAUCAAGGAUGUCGAAAAUGGACGAAUUCUUGAAUCUUUCGGAGCUGGUACUGCUUGUGUUGUUGCUCCAAUCAAUGCUAUCAGUUAUCAAGGAAAGGAAUAUCCAAUUCCAGUGCCUCCAAAAGAAGAAUCAUUGGCUAUGAAAUUAUGGGACAGAAUUUUGUCAAUUCAAUAUGGUGAAGUUCCUCAUGAAUUUGCUCACAAUGUUGAAGAUAUUAUUUCUGGAAAAUCAAAAUGGAAUCCACAAAGCUAUUAAAAAACAAUUUUGG